This is a messenger RNA of Clonostachys byssicola, 675 nucleotides long. The record is from the annotation of a GenBank genome assembly. Lineage: Eukaryota; Fungi; Ascomycota; Sordariomycetes; Hypocreales; Bionectriaceae.
AUGGAGAAGGUUCAAACAAUCAAAGAGAAGUUGCGCAACCACAUGCCUAACCCGCCGUCGACUAACACCGUGGCUUGCACCCUUCUCUGGUCUGCAGUGACUCGCGCCCGGAUGCAGCGAGUCCUGGAACUCGAGAGCGAGAUGAGUCGCCUACCCAUGGCGGUCAAUGGCCGAAAACGCAUUCACGAGCGGUUCGUGGACCCUGAGGCGCCGUACUUUGGGAACGUCGUCCUUUGCUCCUGGGUAGAGGCCGCAGUCCGCGACGUGGCCAAGUGCGGUCGAGACGAAUCCAUCGAAUAUAUGCGCCAAGGUCGCGCAUUCCCCUCGCCCGACCGCAUCAACACGGGCUACAUUGGCGUAGUCUGGGAGCUCGUCGAGCAGCUCAUCGAUCGCAGGGCCCUCUACCCAGGCUGGGAUCUGUUUGACUCUCGGGACCUGUUUAUCACUAGCUGGGCCGACCUGGGCCUCUACAACUAUGACUUUGGUAACGGUCUUAGGAAAGCGCAGUUUGUAAGGAUUCCAUACGCCGAGGUGAAUGGCAACGUGAUUAUCUUGCCGAGGAGACGAUGUGUGUCUGGGGAAGCUUCAGAAGAGGGAUUAGAGAUGGUUGUCAUGUUACGGAGAGAUGAUCUGGAGGUGUUGAAGAUGGAUGAUUUAUGGAAGUUGUCUAAAUAA